This is a messenger RNA of Passer montanus (Eurasian tree sparrow), 4381 nucleotides long. RefSeq names its product activator of 90 kDa heat shock protein ATPase homolog 2-like. NCBI's taxonomy places the organism in Eukaryota, Metazoa, Chordata, Aves, Passeriformes, Passeridae. The transcript has 8 exons. Gene Ontology annotation, molecular function: protein-folding chaperone binding; ATPase activator activity. Gene Ontology annotation, cellular component: cytosol. Gene Ontology annotation, biological process: positive regulation of ATP-dependent activity; protein folding. Bases 2603 to 3526 code for a protein of 307 amino acids. The record is from RefSeq and is a predicted model, not a curated record.
UGCAAUUCCAGCUCUUGGAGUUGCCCUCUGCUGUGCUUGUCCCAUGCCAAAAAAAGCCAAGUUCUUUGUUUGCAGAUUGGCUUUUGGUGAUGCCAAGGAAUUCUUCCCGUUUAUUAAAUGCCUAAAACUUGACAGCAAAUUGUGGCCCGUGUCUGGCACUGGAGUAGGAAGCAGGAGCAGCUGAUGGGAUGAGCCUGCACAGGAAAUUGUCCCUGGAUAUUGUAGUGCCAGGUGACAGGCUGUGCUUCCCCAAUACUGCCCUUAUUCCUCAGCCCUGGCCUGACUGGAAUAUUGCUGAGACCAGGACAGAUCUGGGAUUGAAGUCUGCACCCACAGUGAGAGGGGAUUUUCAGCUGAGUACUGUUGUUUGUUUUAGGUAGUUUUAUGUGUUCCCAGUGUGUUAUAGACUGAGACCACUCUUAGAAUUGUGGUGUAAAUGUUAAUAGAGAGCAAGGCAAAUAUUAGACUCUUGUGCAGUUUAAAUCAGUGUAGAUAAAAUAUUGUAAUCAGUUUUUUGACUUCUAAAAGUUCAGCUAAAAUCACUUUAAGCUUUAAACAGAGGUUAGCUGAGCUUUGUGUGGUUUAUUUCAGAGUAUAAAGUUAGAAGCAGGCAGACAGUGUUUUGUUUGUAUUUCUGUGUAAGUUCUCUCCAAACAGUUUCUCUCCAAGGUGUUUAUGCUGGUCAGUGUUCAGAGACAGCUCUGACCUGUGCUGGCUGCUCUGCUGUGCUGAGUGAAUCGUGGCUUUGAGAACUUCAUUUCUAGUGAGUUGGCUACUACAGGAAAGUCUAAAAAAAAACCCCACAGCCCAGAGGCUAAUGAUUUUUUUUUUUUGUGAUAGCCAUCAUGUUGUGUAUUUUGAAGGCUCUAAAUUAGAAGUGAGAGUUCAGAUUGAACUAAAAAACUGUAAUUAGUUCUACAAGUCUUCAAGGAUAACUAGGACUUCAAGAUUUGAUUAAAAGGUGGGAAUAUAAGGACAAAUCAUAAAAGUUUGGAAAGUCCAGGGUAGGAAAAACAUUGUGCUUGGCAGUUUAGGUAAGAGAGAAACAAGAAAGUGAGGAACUGGGUGUACUUAAUGGCACUAAAAUUGAGAAAAAUGGCUGCUCUACCAUUUUUUAGAGGAUGUGAUGAGGAUUUUAAUGGAUCAUUCCACAUUGUGGUGCCAGCUUUGUGAAAACAUGUUUGUCUUUUUAGAGCAGGUAUUUGAACGGUGUGCUAUAGCUGGGUCUUUCUGAGAUGUGUGCUUCACACUGGACUGGCAGGAAACCAAAAAAUAAUUUAUUUUCAGGUCUGUUAUUGGAUUCCAGUGCAAUUCCACCACAUAAUUUGACUGAUUGAUCAAAAGGCAGUAAAGCUUUGUUUCCAUUACAGUGGUAGUGAAAAGGCAGAGCUGCACCAAUGUUGUGCCUGUGUCACGUGGAGCCACCAGCUCUGUUUGUUCACUUUUUGGACUUUGCUGCCCAGCACAGACACUGGCACUGUGAAACUUUAUUUCAGGAGUUGUGAACACUGCUGCUAGCAUUGGCUGACUGAGGUCAGGUUUGAGUUUUGCUCCCCAAAACUCCUUCCUGCUCGCUGCACUUCCUUCCUGGGGAGGAGCCAAAAAUGAGCUGGGUUUUAUUGUCUGCAGAGACCACGCUGUGUGGUUUUCCUGUGCUGGUGGAGGGCAGGGGAGAGCACACUGAGGUGGCUCUGUGGGCCCAGCAGUGUUCAGGGAUGGCAUUUCCCAGUUCCCAGGGCUUUCCUGAGUGCCAGCUUCUCCUGGGAGGCUCUGGGGUCUCGUUCUGCUGUCGCUGUGUGGUUGUGGAUUAACAACUUGGUGUGUUGUGCAAUCCCUCUUGCCUCAGACCCGAGUGGGGAGGGAUCUUUGCACUUUGGCACUACAGCUCUUCACUCCCCUCCAUGCCAGGAACCACCUGGGCUUUUAUUGGAGUCUCUCUCUGGGAUCUGGACCAGUUGGGUUCCUGGGAAGUAAUUAAACUAAUGAGAGUGAUGGGCAGGAGCAGGGGAACCCAGGUGGCUCCUGUGAAAGUGAGAGUCCCCAGAAAUUCUGCAUGUGCCUCCCUGAUAAUUCUCCUUGUGCAGUGGUGCUCAGCCCCGGGCUGCUGGAAUUGGAGUUUUGCUGAUGAAGCACCUUGUUGGAUUUUCAAUGUUCUGACACUGAGCUUUCUGAAGAGAUUUUACCGUCAUCUAAUUAGUGAGUUAAUUUAAAUAACAAAGCACUUUUGCAAGGCCAAGGGGAAGAGUCUUCAGUGCAAUAAAAAAGCCUCAGACCUUAAAUUCAAUCUUUCCCUUGGAAUCUGAGCAGAGCAUGGGGCUCCUUGGCCCCGAAGGAUCAGAAGUGGGGCAGAAUUCCUGUCCUUGCUGACUCUUUCUGCAGAGUGCAGUCAUUGCAAAGUGGUUAAAAGUUACAUCAAGGGCUCUGAGUGUGCACCUGGAGUUCCUGUUUUAAAAAAUGUCAAUUGUAUCCUUCUCCAUUAUACACACGUGUGUUUCCUGGUGACAUGCCUGCAUGCUGGGAGCUUUCACAGCACUAAAGAGGGCGAGGUCAGCACUCCAGGGAGCUUCUGAAUGCAGAGCAGAGACAUUCAGGGGACAAGGAGAUGAUUUUCCCCUGUCCACCCUUAGAGGCACAGGCUGUAAAGGCUGUCACAGCAGGUGACAGUGCAGGUGACAGCUGGGUCCCUGUCCAUCCCCUGUGCACCUGGAUGGGAACACAGCUCCCAGGAGAGGCUCAGCUUGUGUUCAGUUCCUCUAAACCAGCCUUGAGGCAGCUCCCUUCAGGUACAGUGAAAGAGUCUGGUGAGAAACAUAAGGGAUCUGUUGAAAUUCCUAACCUGUCAGAAGAAAAUGAGGUAGAUGAUACAGAGAUAAAUGUUAGCAAGAAGAAAGGGGAAGGUGAUGUUCUGAAGGACCUGAUGAGAACUGAAGGAACCACCAAAGUCAGAGAGGCGCUGAGGGAUUACCUGAAAGCACUUAAAACAGAGUUCACCUUGGGAAUGAUCCUGCCAACCAAAGCUGCUGUUGGGCAGGAGCUGGCCAUGGAGCGAAAACCAAGUGGGAGCACUGUGCAGGACUCUGUUACACCACAGUCUCUGGAUAUGGUUGGAGUAAAAAUUCCAACAGUGAGGAUACAUAUGAGGGAAGUGUUCAACUCUCCAGCUGAUGAACUUUACAGCAUCUUCACAAAGAAGGAAUUGGUACAGAAGUUCUCCAAGUGCCCAGCUGUGAUUGAAGCAGAGAAGGGAGGCAAACUCCAGAUGUUUGAGGGCUGUGUCAGCGGUGAAUAUACAGAACUGGUCCCAAGCCAAAGAAUUGUCCUCAAGUGGCGGUGUAGGAGCUGGCCUGAUGAACAUUAUGCAACUGUGGCCUUGAACUUCCAGGAGCUGGCUGCUCAGUCAGAACUGGAGCUGGAAUGCAAAGGGGUUCCUGUCUCCCACGAAGAGAGUACAAGACAAUGCUGGAAGAAGCAAUAUUUUGAAGAAAUCCAUAUUUUACUGCAGCAAUCAAAAGACAACAUGGAAUGAUGACAGCACUGUAGUUUUGUUAGGGCAUUACUUUUUAUACUUUGUUAACAUUUGGUUUUCUAAAGAAAAAAUAUAUAAUUUAUUUGUGGGAAGAAUAAAGACCCACUUCUAUGAGACUGUACAUAGUUUAAGCACUAUUUAUGGGUUUUUAGGGAAUGAGAGGCAAGUCAGACUGUGUGUAUCCACAGCUUUACCUGGGGACAGUGAUCUCUGGUCUGCUUGCCUGGGACUUCAGAGUGAUGAUGAUUCAGUUGCAGUGAGCCCUGCCCUCAGAGGUAGGUGAGCUACACCAUCAAUAGGAAGAUUUCCAGUUCCUUAAUAUUCAGUGGAUCAAGUGGCAAAAUUAAACCCCUGUAGGAGAUGGAGUUCCCAGCAGAGGUGAGCUGAAAGGGAUUACAAAACUGCUGAUCCAUUUACAGCCUUUGUGGAAUACUUGUAGAUGCUUUUAACUGCAGACUGUUUGCAGCUGCAGUGUUAGGAAAGAUAAUUAGCAAUGUCAUGUAAUUAUUAGGUCUGCAUGCACUGUACUCCCUUACUUGACCUCGGUGUGCCAUUUAUUUAGGAAGAAACAAACAGUAGUAGUGCUUUCUUUCUGCAGUUCUGUAAAACCUUCCAUGAAAUGAUUCACAGCCCUCUGCAAUGCUGUACCUCAAAGAGUACAACUGUAAAGAGAAUUUGGACAGGAACAAAUUGUAAUUCCUAAUUAAACCACCUCGAGGUGAGCAAGGAUGACUUAGUUCUCAAAUGCUUUUUAAAUAAAGUGUACAAAUGAAAUAUGCAAUCUGAAACAAUUUGACCACAAUAGGGCAGGCUGCUUUUGGAAAACGUGCUUGGCUCAAUAAAAAUAUGACUUUA